Messenger RNA from Mesocestoides corti, 2280 nucleotides. The record is from the annotation of a GenBank genome assembly. Lineage: Eukaryota; Metazoa; Platyhelminthes; Cestoda; Cyclophyllidea; Mesocestoididae.
AUGACAAGCUCACGAUUAUGCCGCUGUAUGUUUUGCACACAGAAAUGGCUAAACUUAAAUUCUAGGGGUGCUGGGCAGGAAGUUGGUCGCUCAUGCAUUUUAUUGACGUUCAAGGGGAAGAAAAUUAUACUUGACUGCGGUAUCCAUCCUGGCUUGCACAAUAAGGAGAGUCUGCCUUUUAUUGAUGCUAUUCCAGAGAUCGAAACGACUGACCUUAUCCUUGUUAGCCAUUAUCACCUGGACCACUGUGGUGCGCUUCCCUUCCUUCUGCUGAAAACGGAUUGUCGUGCAAAGUGCUACAUGACACACGCAACAAAGGCUAUUUAUCGUUAUUUGCUAGCAGAUUUUGUUAGAGUCAGCAACUCUGGUGUCGCUGGACAGGUCUUGUAUACGGAACGUGACAUCGUCCAGAGCCUUGAAAAGAUCGAUACUAUUGAUUUUCACCAAGAACUGGAAGUAAAUGGAAUCAAGUUUUCUGCGUAUCACGCAGGUCACGUUCUGGGAGCUGCAAUGUUUCUAAUUGAAAUCGCUGGUGUUAAGGUUCUCUAUACUGGUGACUUUAGUCGCCAAGAGGAUCGUCAUUUGAUGUGCGCUGAGAUUCCUCCUCACCGCCCAGACGUUCUCAUCACUGAGUCCACAUAUGGUAUCCAUAUUCACGAUAAGAGAGAGGAGCGGGAAAAACGAUUUACGAGUCUUGUUCACGACAUUGUUUCUCGUGGAGGUCGCUGCCUCAUACCUGCGUUUGCGCUCGGUCGUGCCCAGGAGUUGAUGCUUAUUCUGGACGAAUACUGGGCAGCCCACCCUGAGUUGCAUGAUGUGCCCAUCUACUACGCUAGUCAGCUCGCUCGAAAGUGUAUGGCCGUUUACCAAACAUACAUUAAUGCCAUGAAUGAUCGGAUUCGUAAUCAAUUGGCCAACAAUAAUCCCUUUUGUUUCCGGUUUAUUUCGAACUUGAAGAGCAUCGAACAUUUCGAUGAUUCUGGUCCCUGCGUCGUGAUGGCGAGCCCCGGGAUGAUGCAGUCGGGGCUAAGUCGAGAACUUUUCGAAAACUGGUGCACGGACAAAAGAAAUGGAGUCAUUAUUGCCGGGUACUGUGUCGAAGGAACACCCGCGAAGCUAAUUCUGUCGCAGCCGGCGGAAGUGCCAACCAUGUCUGGCCAAAUGUUGCCGCUCAAAUGUUCGGUGGAGUAUAUUAGUUUUUCUGCUCAUACCGAUUACCAGCAAACGAGUGAAUUUAUUCGGGAGUUAAAGCCACAUCAUGUGGUUCUGGUACAUGGUGAACAGAAUGAAAUGAUGCGUUUGGCGGGAGCACUUCAGCGCGAAUACGAGGACGAUGAGACAUGUCGAUUGGAGAUUUUCACGCCGAAGAACUGUGAGGCAGUGAAUCUUCGUUUCAAGGGUGAGAAAGUCGCCAAGGUGCUGGGUAGCCUGGCGAAGGCAAGGGGGGCAUUCCUGGCUAAGGGAGGGAAAAGUGAAAAACCAGAACACCAAAGGCUCUCCGGAGUGCUAGUUAAGAAGAACUUCGCCUAUCACAUCAUGGCACCUAACGAACUUCCUGCAUACACUGAGCUUGCCACCACCAUUGUGACUCAGGUGGUUGCUACCCCAUUUUCCGGACCCGCAAGUUUACUUAAAUUUCAUCUGGCUUUGGUUGCGGGGAAAGUGUCUGUUUUGGAGGAGUCCGACGAGUCUGCGAUCUUCCUCGUUUUCGGCGCGAUUUCUGUAAUCUGGCAGCCCCAAAUUGUCCGUAUUAAAUGGGAGGCAAAUCCUAUGAAUGACAUGUAUGCGGACGCUGUUCAGAAUGUGGUUUUGCGGGCCUCGAUGGCUUCUUCAAGUUGGCGCUCCACCCUACCCGAUCUACGGGAGCCCGACUUCAAUCAGUUCCACGCCGCUCUAAGGGUGAUGCUCAAAGACGCCUUUGGACCUGACUGCUUGGAUGCCAAGAGUGAAGUCAUAGAUCCCAAGUCGGAUUUGCUGCCGUUGAAGGUUGACGAGACUGUCGUUGAAAUCAACGUCAGAGAUUUGGUGAGAAAUUUGUGUUACGUCGGUCGCUCAUGUUAUUACCUUAUACAUAGCUUAAGUACUGAUUUUUUUAAUAAUUGGAUUUUAUUCAGUUACCGCAUUUUAUUCCAAAAGCGUAGUAGCAUGUUGAUUUAUUUUGUCAGUAAUUCGGUACAUGGCAAGUGUAGUAUGAGUGAUGUGGUUGGUACGAUGAAUCAAACAACUGCCAUUAUCUUUCCUUCGAGUAUUGAAUGGUCGUUAUUCAGUUGUGACACGUAA